AUGGCGUCCGUGGUGGCGUUUGAACGCAAACAUGUUGGCAGAUUGGUGCCCAAAAACCCCAACUUGUUGUACGUCGUUUGUGUCGGUAUCGCCGUUGUGAAUGAAGCGACCUUGGGUUAUGACGCUUCCAUGAUGAACGGCCUCAACAUCCUGCCGCAGUACACCGACUUCUUUCAUCUCACCACUGCCACGAUUGGAUUGAACAACGCCGGUAUCUUCUUUGGGGGAACCCUGGGAGCGUUCUUCAUCCAGCCCGUCGCCGACGGUCUAGGCCGCAAGGCCGGCAUCCUGAUCGGGGCCUCGAUCGCUCUUGUCGGGGUCAUCCUGCAGACGGCGGCGCAAAAUAUCGGCAUGUUCAUCUUGGGACGGAUCAUUCUGGGCAUCGGCCCGGCCAUCUCGACCGGAGCAGUGCCCCCCUUGCUCAGCGAGGUCUUGCCGGCCAAACACCGCGGCAAGAUCAUGGGCUUCUUCUUCAGCUGCUUCUACGUCGGCUCCCUGGUCAGCGCGGGCAUCAACUACCGUGCGGUCAACAUUUCAGGCACCUGGGCAUGGAGGCUUCCGUCCAUCUUCCAGGCCUUCUGGAGCAUCAUGGCCCUCGUCACCCUGCCCUUUAUACCUGAAUCGCCCCGAUGGCUCCUCGAACACGGCCAAAGGGAUGCGGCCCGGGAGACCCUGGCCGUUAUCUAUGGCCACGGCGAUCCCAACGACGAGCAGACCACGGCCGUGCUGGCUGAGAUCGAAAACGUCCUGCACAAGGAGCACCAGUUGUAUCCGGGCAACCCGUGGAAGGAGAUGUUUGCAAGCAAGGCCAAUCGCCAUCGCAUGGCCAUCAUUGUCAUCUUUGGCGUCAUGAUCCAGAUGUUGGGCGAUUUCGUCAUCUCUUUCUAUCUCGGUUCCAUGUUGACCCAAGCCGGGAUCACCGACCCCAUUACGCAACUCGAGAUCAACAUCAUCCUCAGCUGCUGGUCGUUCGUCGUGGCCGUGUCAGGCAGUCUACUUCUGGACGUGUUUGGACGCCGCCGCACCCUGAUCGUCUGCCUGAUCGGAAUGAUCGUCACGCUCUACAUCUUCGGCGGGAUGGCCAAGCUCUACGGCACGGGGAGCACCAACAAGAGCGGCAUUUAUGGCACGAUUGCCUUUAUUUUCCUGUACCAAGGGUUCUAUGCCUUCUCCGUCUCCCCAAUGACCAGCUUGUAUCCCCCCGAGGUGCUCAACCUGAAGCUGCGCACGGCCGGAAACGCCGUGUUCCGAUUCCUUAACUAUGGAUUUGGCUUGCUGGCCGCCUUCACCAUGAGCUAUGCCAUGGACGACUUGGGAUACAAGUUCUACUUCAUCAAUGCCUCGUGGGACAUUUUGUUCUUGGUGCUGGUCUAUCUCCUCUUUAUCGAGACAGCCCGGGUGCCGCUGGAAGAGGUCGCCCUCAGAUUCGGCGAUAUUCACGUCGAGGAUCUAGGUGACGGGGUCGAGGUUGUCGAGAGUGUCAGUGUAGAACCCGACUUAAAGGAGCGUGCUUAG
Molecule: messenger RNA, 1515 nt
Organism: Capronia epimyces CBS 606.96
Lineage: Eukaryota; Fungi; Ascomycota; Eurotiomycetes; Chaetothyriales; Herpotrichiellaceae
Exons: 3
Coding region: 1-1515 (504 amino acids)
Biological process (GO): carbohydrate transport; transmembrane transport
Cellular component (GO): membrane
Molecular function (GO): carbohydrate:proton symporter activity
Source: RefSeq, a predicted model, not a curated record